CUAUGUUUUUAUGCCAGGCUUUCGCUUUCCACUGGAAUAGAAAUGACUUGUCCCUAAGCUAGUAGAAUUGUGCCGCGCUAAAAGAAACCGUGUAAAUUUAUAUCUGUUUUUGGAAGGAUUUUUAGUCGAAACGACUUCAAGAUGUUUGGGUUUGGUAACGUAUUUCCUGAGAUGCCGGGGCGAUCAUUUACUCAGACAUAUCGAUGUUACUCAGUGACAAUGCUGGGGGACAGAGAAGACGUGGACAGAGGAGGAAAAAUUAUAAUGCCCCCUUCAGCACUGGACCAGCUAACACGUCUGCACAUCCAGUACCCAAUGUUGUUCAAACUACAGAACAGGAAGGCUGACAGAAUCACACACUGUGGAGUGUUAGAGUUCGUCGCAGAUGAAGGCCGCAUAUACAUCCCCUACUGGAUGAUGCAGAACCUAAUGCUGGAAGAAGGUGGUUUGGUCCAGGUGGAAAAUGUGUCGUUGUCCGUGGCAACAUUUGCCAAAUUCCAGCCUCAGUCAGUUGACUUCUUGGACAUCACCAACCCUAAAGCUGUACUGGAAAACGCAUUGCGGAACUUUGCCUGUCUGACAUCAGGGGACGUUGUUGCCAUCAAAUAUAAUGAGAAGAUAUAUGAAUUGUGCGUGCUGGAAACAAAGCCUGGCUCAGCUGUUUCUAUAAUUGAAUGUGAUAUGAAUGUGGACUUUGCCCCACCUGUGGGUUACCAGGAGCCACAGAGACAUGUGCGAGGAACAGAACAGACAGACUCACCAAGUGAACAAGAAGCAGAACAGUUUGAAGAUUUAUCCUUUCGGGCUUUUAUGGGUCAGGGGAACAGAUUAGACGGGAAGAAAAAGGGAACAGAAAGUUCACCUAUGACAACUCAGGGAGGGAAUGGCAAGCGUGGUAUUCCAAACUAUGACUACCGUAAAGGAACGAUUACAUUUAUUAGGACUUCAAGAUCUGCAGCCAGUGAGGGUGGAAAUGACAAAAGUGACAAAGAGUUUGAAGCUUUCUCAGGAUCAGGGCAGUCUCUACGAAAGAAGGGACGAAAAUAAAUAUGUUUACGGCACACCUCAUAUAACGUUCAGGGCAUUAAACAAAAACAUGAUAUUUUCAGUACAUUUUGUUUCUAAAAGGUAUGUAUGGGUUAUUUCAGACUCUGUUUUUGUAAUGUAAGAAGUUAAAAUUGGGGUUAAGAAUUUAGGAUCGUUCUAUAUUGAAGUUUCUAAUCACGCAAAAUGGAUUUAAUUCAUCAAGCUUCAAAUUUUUAAACAGCAGUCGCUUUAGAAGCAACUAACUCUUUAUAGUAAAUAGUCUCAUACUUCUGGUUAAAAAUCAUGGGGAAAAAUUUGUACCUUUUCCAUCUCAACAACUGUCACCUUCAACAAAACAGUGUGAAGUAUUAGAACGAAUACCUGUGAUAAGCCCAUCACAGUAUCAGCAUAUACCCGUCAUGUGUCUGUAGCAUCAGUUUUGAAUCACUUGUCAUGUUUUAAAUCAUGAAAUACACACCUUGA
This is a messenger RNA of Liolophura sinensis, 1509 nucleotides long. Its product is annotated as ubiquitin recognition factor in ER-associated degradation protein 1-like. Lineage: Eukaryota; Metazoa; Mollusca; Polyplacophora; Chitonida; Chitonidae. Gene Ontology annotation, cellular component: VCP-NPL4-UFD1 AAA ATPase complex. Gene Ontology annotation, molecular function: polyubiquitin modification-dependent protein binding. Bases 142 to 1047 code for a protein of 301 amino acids. Gene Ontology annotation, biological process: ERAD pathway; ubiquitin-dependent protein catabolic process. The record is from RefSeq and is a predicted model, not a curated record. The transcript has 12 exons.